UGGGUAUUAACAUAACACAUGUCCACUAUUCUUUCAUCCUAACACCUAUAUAUACUUUCCUUUCUCCAUCCUACCUUCUCAUCAACACAAUCUCUUUCCACCUUGUAUUCCUUUGCAUUUAUAUAAACAAACACCGGUCUACGCAAAAAAAUAUGAACAACCAACAAAGCGCAGGUUUCCAAGCCGGCCAGGCCAAAGGCCAAGCCGAGGAGAAAGGUAGCCAAUUAAUGGACCAAGCUAGCAAUGCAGCCCAGUCUGCCAAAGAAUCAGUUCAACAGGCUGGUCAGCAAAUGCAGGAAAAGGCACAACAAGCAACUGAGGCAGUGAAGGAUGCAACUGGAAUGAACAAAUGAAUGAAAGAUGUUCACUUCAUUAAGCAUCAUGGCCUUCUCUUGAAUUAGGAUCCCAUUUAUUUUCUAUUACCUUGUUUUUUUUUUCUUUUUAUGUUUGGCACUAUUUUAGUUGCUAUUUUUUUUUUCGUUUUUUUUUUUGUUUUAUAAUUGUUAAACGGUUAAAGAAUCUCGAUGUAUCGAGUUAUUAACGUUUAUUAAUAAAACGACAAAGUAAUUCAAGAGUG
This is a messenger RNA of Helianthus annuus (common sunflower), 577 nucleotides long. Its product is annotated as stress-induced protein KIN2. NCBI's taxonomy places the organism in Eukaryota, Viridiplantae, Streptophyta, Magnoliopsida, Asterales, Asteraceae. The transcript has 3 exons. The record is from RefSeq and is a predicted model, not a curated record. The coding region runs from base 153 to 353 and encodes 66 amino acids.